AUGGCAAGUUUUGUUAAUUGUGCUCUGUUUUUAUUUUUUAUGGCUUCUGCUGAAGUUGAUAUGUUAUCUCAUGGUUCUAGUUCAUCAGUUACUCAAUCAGUUGGAAUUAUUAUUAAUGAACCAUCAAGUUCUUCUGUUGGUACUCCUAGAGUGUUUACUUCAUUGAGUCCUGGCGGUACUAGAGAAUGGAUUCCUUCUUGUUCCGAGGAGUUAAAACCUAUUGUCGGAAUGAAUUUUAAAGAUCCCGAGGAAGGUUUAUCCUUUUGUAAAGCUUAUGCUACUGCUUCAGGUUUCACUUCUAGAAAAAGUACUACUACAAGAAGGAAGAAGACUGGUGUAGUUGCGUUCCAGUAUGUUGUAUGCAAUAAAGAAGGUUUUAAGGCGUCUCGUAAGCCUGUUGUGGAAGCUCUUAAAGAUAAAUCAGACAAGGCUCGUUCUACACGAAUGCGAAUGCUUACUCGUACUGGUUGUGGUGCUCAAAUGUGUAUGAAAAACAUUAAUGGAUCAUAUGUUGUGACAUACUUCAAAGAAGAACAUAAUCAUCCUCUAUACACUCCUGGUUGUGCUAAAUUUCAUAAGCAUGGGAGGAAAAUGAGUAUUUUGCAUAAGAAGAUUAUUAUUGAUAAUUCAAAGGUUAACAUUGGUCCAGUGAAGUCCUUUAGAAUAAUGAAGGAGUUAACUGGAUCAUAUGACAAUGUUGGUGCAUCAAAGCAAGAUUUCAAAAAUUUUCAGAGAGAUUUGAAGGCAUUAAUUGAAGGAUCCGAUGCACAAAUGUUUAUCAACAAUUUUCAGAAUAAAAAGUUAUUAUGGAGUGCGUUCUUUUAUGAUUAUGAGUUAGAUGAAGAAGAUCAUCUCUGUAGAGCAUUUUGGGCAGAUCCUAUUUGUAGAAAGAAUUAUGCUCUUUUUGGAGAUAUGGUUUCAUUUGAUACUACAUUUAAAACAAAUAAGAAUGUUCUAUUCUUUAUGCCUUAUGUUCUAAACGUUUUGUUCUUAUGUUCUAAACUGUUCUAUUUUUUUCCUAGGUACAAUAUGAUAUUUGGGCCAUUUACUGGAGUUGAUCACCAUAAAAAGUGUAUUACCUUUGCUGCUGCCCUUAUAUCUAAUGAGGAUAUAGUGGCUUUUGAGUGGGUUUUUAAAACAUUUGUGAAGGCAAUGGGAGGUAAUGCGCCUCUCUGUUUGAUUACUGAUGAAGAUCCUGCAACGAAAGUUGCCUUUCCCAAAGUGUUUCGGUCUACAGAGCAUCGGCUUUGA
Spinacia oleracea (spinach) is the source of this 1251-nucleotide messenger RNA. RefSeq names its product protein FAR1-RELATED SEQUENCE 5-like. The record is from RefSeq and is a predicted model, not a curated record. Lineage: Eukaryota; Viridiplantae; Streptophyta; Magnoliopsida; Caryophyllales; Amaranthaceae. The transcript has 4 exons. The coding region runs from base 1 to 1251 and encodes 416 amino acids.